Molecule: messenger RNA, 8495 nt
Organism: Drosophila sechellia
Lineage: Eukaryota; Metazoa; Arthropoda; Insecta; Diptera; Drosophilidae
Gene: OtopLc
Product: proton channel otopetrin-like c
Exons: 6
Coding region: 1025-5350 (1441 amino acids)
Biological process (GO): proton transmembrane transport
Cellular component (GO): membrane
Molecular function (GO): proton channel activity
Source: RefSeq, a predicted model, not a curated record
GUGCGUUGUAGUUGUAGUUGCAAGCGAAAUGCCGUUCGACAACCACCGUCAGCCGGCACCGUUAUGCGGCGCUUUCUCUCACCAUUUCUCUCAUUUCGUUCUCUCACCAUCUUACGCUCUUGCUCUCGCUCUCGUUUGAGAUGAAAACUCAUUGCGCUGUGGGUUCCAUUGCGAGUUGAAACUCGGUCUUCUUCAUUCUAGAAUUAAGUGCCGCCGCAGCAGGAGUCGCAGAGCCAGUCGGCUAAGUAAAUGUAAAUCGAGCACAAGUCCGUGCGUUCACCGAGCAGCCGGAACGGAAGAAUACACGGACGGAGUCCGAAACCGGAACACGAACCAUAACCGUUGAUUUUUUUUCCUGUGUGCUAAAAGCUGUUCAGUGCCAAAUAAUAUAUGUUUAUUUUUUUCUAAAUUAAAAGUGCGUUUAUGGUUUAUUACGUUUGUGAAACCAAUGCCUAAUUUUGCCAUUUGCAGAGGAGGGAAGAUGGAAAUCCCUAUUCCCUUUUCUAAUCCUUUUUUACCCACCCCUUAAUUCCCAGCUUCCCACUUCCUACUACGCACUUUCACACACUCACGCACUCUAAUUGCGUAAAAAGCCAAAUGCGCAGCAAGCUGCACUGCCACGCCCCUUCCAAAAACGCCCACAGCUCUGCAAAAACAGAGAGAGCGAGUGUGAGUGGAAGGAGCAGACAGAGAGAGCGGGAUGCUGUGCGUAUGCGUGUUUUUGACACUUCCUUGUGCAUUUUAGGGAUACACACAAUGUGCGUGUGCAGUGAAAUCAAGUGAAAAGGCAAAAAUCGCCAACUAACUAACUUAAAAUAUUGAAAAACUUAAAGAAUUGAGCGAAAAAGCGCCAAGAAAAAAAGAUUGGCACGCAGUUGAACGGAAGCCAACGCUAGAGGGCGCCACUGUUGGCGUGUGUGUGUGAAGGAAUUUCCUGAAAGGACAAUAGGAGGAGAGGAGUAGGGGAGGAGAGAUAGAGAGAGAGCGAGCGCAAACAAAAGGGGAAGCCCCGUGUGCGAGCGAGAUGGACAGCUCGCCGGAUCUGUCGCUCAAAUUGCGACGCGGUUCCAGCGAUUCGCGGGAUAACUUCUACAUGGAUUUUGCCCAGGGCAUCGACUCCGAUAUCGAGGAAGUGGACAACACGGCCAACAAUCAGGAGGCCGGCGAGGUUACACCGCCGCCGCUGCCCACAGUUUCGCUGGCCGAGGAGGUGCUGCUCCUGGUGGCGCCACCGCCCUCUUUACUGGGUCAGCCGCUACCCACCCUAACGGAAACGGAUGAUAUUCCGCCCACUCCCACACCGCCACCACAGCAAAAGGACGAUGAGGGUGACGAUGAGGACGAGCGGGAGGAACCCGAUCCAGAACAGGAUCAAGGAGCCCCAGCAGCUCCUUCUCCACCGGGCUCACCUAUUAAUUCAGUCCUGGAACUGGAGCUGAUACCACCACCUCCAUUAUCGCCCAUGGAUGAUGCAGGCCUUCGCACCGAUGACGAUGGUGAAGGCGAGGAAACCGAUGAUGCAGAGGAGGUGGUGGCCAUUCCGCCUCCACACGAAAUGCUGGACAUGGAAAGCAAUCCCGAGGAGGAGGAGGAGGAGGAGAAGGAGGAACAGGCUUCCCAGGAAGACACUCCCAAGGAAGAAGACGAAGAGGAGGACGACGACAAGUCCACGCCACCACCCCCACUGCCCCCGCUUCCCUCAAAUUUCUCCUAUGUGCAGGGCCACAAUCUCGGCCAAGUGACCCCGCCCCUGACCAAGUCGCCAUCCAACUCCCCCUCCCCGCCCGUGACACCACCACCCUGCCCGGAACUCAACAUCAGCCGGAUGGUAUCGCCGCCUGCCCAGCACAUCAGCCAGAUACCACCACUCACGCCCUCCGACGAGAGCGAGGGCGAGGCGGAGUCCCAGCCGAACUCGCCGCCACCCAGACUGGAUGCGGAGCAGCCACCACCCGAUAUGUAUCAACCGGAGCCCGAGGAUCAGCCACCAGAGCCGGAAAACGAACCUGAACCCGAGCCUGAGCCCGAGCCCGAACCCGAACCCGUGAGCGGAGCUCGGGAGGACUACAGCCGUUCGCUAGAUAACGAGGAUGAGUCCACCACUAUAACCACACCACCAAGCAACGGUUACUCUGCCUCCUCUAUCAUAGCUCCGCCGCCGGAGCACUUUGCGGAACUAGAUGAGGACAGGGGCUUUAUACCACCACCACCUUUGGAGCAGGAGCCCGAGGAAGAGGAGGAAGAGCUGACCAAGGAGACGGACGAGAUAUCCGUGGACAGAGAAUCGCUGCAGGAGCAGGGCGGCGACAGUAUCAGUUCACCUCGGCCUGCCAGCAUAUUGACUGGAUCAAUUUCCACAUCCGUUGGGGGAGCAGGAGGAUCACCGAAGCCCGAGAGUCGCGGCCCAAGUCGCAGUGGCAGCCAGCGAUCGCAGCUGAGAUCGGGAUCCCAGCAGGGAUCCAUUGCCGGAUCCCGCGGUGGCUCUCGCAUUGGAUCUCGCACAGGAUCCGUGGCCUCCGCCCAGGCGGCUGGUGUUCUCUCACCCCAGGCCUCGCUCAAGUCGCAGACAUCGAUUCGCUCGCAAGGACAGGCAGGCGUGCGAAGUCCUGCCGGGUCCAUCAAGUCGGGAUCGCAGCGCAUGCAGAGUCCACAGGCCGGAGAGGGAGCUCCGGCGAUGCCCUCGCCGCCGCUGAUGAGGAGUCCGCCGCCGGAGCUGGCCCACCAGAUGCACAGUCCGCCAAGGAUCACGACGCCGCCGAGGGUCUGCAGUCCGCCGCUGGUCAGCAGCCCACCCAAGCUGGCCGAAUCCGCUGCUGCUGCCGUGGGAGUCGCUGCCUCCGUCAAGGAGCAGAUCGGCUCUAGCAGCUCCACCGCCGAACCGUUGGAGCCAUCGAAGCCAGAGCCACUGAAGCCACCAAUUGCCACCGUGAGCUACCAGGAUGAACAGAAGCCAGCACCACCACCAGCUGCUGCUGCUCCAGCGGUAACAACGGCUGCAACUACGGCGGUCAGCAGCCAGCCGAGGUCGCACUUCACAAGCAGCCACCAUCACUACCACUUGCCGCACCAGUUCCAGCAUCCGCACCACCAGAACCACCACACCCACAGUGUCCGGGUGCCCACGCCCACGGUGCCCAGCAGCUAUGCCCCCCCACCGCCGCCCGACAGCGGAAGCAGCAGUUCGCCCGUCGAUCGCCGGCGUCUGUUCAUGGCAGGAGUGGCUCCUCCGAUCGCCGCCGGCGCUGGCUCCCUGAUGGCCAUGCCAGCCGAACCAGCGGUGGCCAUAUCGCCGGGAAGGGUCUCAGCACGGUCAGGUUCGCAGCACCACGUGACCAUCGAUGAGUCGAGUUUGCCCAGCCACAAGGGCAACAUACAGGAGACUCCGGGUCCCAGUGGCCUGAUCAUUGGCGGAGGAGAUGGCGACGGCGAUCGGGAUAUUGGAGGUGGCGGUGGGCCGGACAGCUCGGAUCCGCCCUCCUCGCCCGGCGGCAGCAGCUCACAGCUGGCGCUCAGCGGCAGUCAGGCGGACGGACAGCUGGCGCUGAUGUAUCACUCGCACCAGCUGACCAACUAUCCAGUGCUGCCCGCCAUCAAGCGCACGCACCGGCCAUCCUUCGUCUAUCCGCCGAUGCCGAGGGUCAAGGCCGGCGAUGCACUGGCCACUCUUUUCUCCGCACUCUACGGAAAACUAUUAGUCGUCAUGGGCAUAGCGUUUCCCAUGGCAGAGGUUAUAUCAACCUAUAUCCCACCCUCUUUCUAUGAGGUGUACUAUUUGUACUUGUACAUUGGCAGCAUGAUAUUCCUGCUCUUCAUGUACGCCACUUUGAUAUGGGGACGUCCCAAGUUACCAGUUCCGAUUGCUUCGCCGAAUAAAUCGGCAACGAAGGCGAGUGGAACGGACAGCAUGGACGAAUCGGAUACGGAUAGCAACUCCGUGCACCAUCGACUUCCGCCGCCGAUUCCUGUGAGGCGACCAUCGCUGCUCUCGCCACUUGGACGGCGGGAUGCCCACUACGGCAGCUUCUAUCUGCGCAUGGGCGCCGUGGCCUUUGGAAUUGGCAGCAUGAUCUAUUCGGGCCUGGAGUUCGGGCAGUACUUCGAGCUCAAUCCGGACACCAAGUGCCACAACGUGCUGCUGGCCCUGACCCCGGCCACCCGGAUGGCCUUCAUCUUCAUCCAGAUGUACUUCAUCUUCCUGAACAACGAGCAGAUCAAGGUGUAUCGCUACAAGAUCAUCGCUCGCUUCGGUUUAAUGCACAUGAUUGGCACGAACCUGGCCGUUUGGCUGAAUGUUCUGAUCCAAGAGACGAAGCACGAAAUAUUGACAUUCUACAAUCCGGAGAAUCGCACGCUGAGGAUUUCGCACAGGAUACCGGGACACUCUAGAGGACACGCCAUUAUCCAGCACGAUCCGACGGCCCAUCUGCGAGUGCCCCGCGGUUUGAAGGGACCGUACCAGAUCUUUGAGUGCCGGCGAACGAACAUCAUCGGUACAUUGGUGCAGGACGCCUCUCCAUUUCUGUUCCCCUGCACCAUCGAGUACUCGCUGAUCUGCGCGGCCAUUUUGUACGUGAUGUGGAGGAGCAUCUCCAGGCCGCAGACACCGACGCCCCAGCGUCCGGAUAUGAUCAGCUCGCCGAUGAAGCGAUCGCCGCAUCACUAUUCCGUGGACUGUGCCCGUGCCCACAAGGGAUUGUUCGUGGGCAUACUCAUCCUGGUGCUGACCAUCAUAUCGCUGAUCAUCUUCUUUGUGCUAAUCUCACGGCCGGAGUUCGUGGCCAUGGCCGUAACGGAGGUGACCAUUUGCGAGCUGCUCAUCUAUGGCACGGCCACGAUAGCCACUCUGGUGGGAAUGAUUCAGAUACGACAUCUGCAGUACGAUGCCUACAGGAGUUUCUCGCUGGAUGACAUCCUACUGGUGGGUGCGCAGACCGGCUCGUUUCUGUACAACAUCUUCACGGUCAUCGCCGGGCACUUCACCCUGCGCAGCGAUGACAUGCUGGUGCCCAUCAAUGCCCUGGCCUCCAUUGUCCAGACCGCCUGUCAGACCAUGUUCAUUUUGGAUGCUAGCCGGCGGCAGGCCGUCAGUCCGGAUCAUUUGCGCAAGAAGCCCGGACGCGAGAUUGUCACCUUUAUGCUGGUCGUCAAUCUGGCCAUGUGGGCCAUCAGCACGCUGGAGAAAUCACGCGCUGAAUCGCAUCCCAUACAGCUGAACUUCUACGGCUUGUGGGCCUGGACGAUUAUCACGCAUGUGUCUAUGCCGCUGGCCAUAUUCUAUCGAUUCCAUUCGACCGUGUGCCUGUGCGAGAUCUGGAAGAGGGCCUACAAGCUGAAGCCCACGUAUAUGUGAGAAUUCGCCCGCUCGCGCAUCCAGAGCAUUGCGCAGCAGCAGCAAUUCUGCGAGGAUCUCAAGACGAACCUGUCCUACUGCUACUGCUCCACUACGCUGGCUGGCGGCGAGCUGGAGACCGUCGAGGAGGUGGAUAGCGGCGAGAGUAAUUCGGCAGAGGAUGCCGGUGCCGGUGCCGGAUCGGGAGGAUCAGGGGGAGCAGGCGGAGCCGCCGAAGCGGGAGAGGCCGGUGGAGAAGGGCAACAGGGCGGCGACAGCAGCUGUGGACUGAAGGCACCCAUCCGGGCACUGUCGCCGCAAUCCCUAAAUACGGAAAAGGCCUUCUGUCCGGUUUACGUGAUCAACGGCGAAUGAGUUUACGCGCACUUUGAGUUCAUCGACGCGAUCAGCGGCCAUGAGCUCAGCUUUGUCUAGGACUUGCAUCUGCUGGACACCGCACCACAACAAACACACCACCAUACCAAUCCACCCACCAACGAAACCAAAAACCAUACAACUAGGCACCCAUCUUCGAGAACCACCACCAAGCAACAUUUGACCAAGCGGAUGCAAGCGUUGAGAGCGAAAAACAUAUCCUAGAGAGGAAAAAAUUAGAAGGACAUGCGAGUCCUUCGCAUGUCGGGUCUCAAGCGAUGGGAAAUCAAGAAGUCGAGCACAAGCUAUGAUAAAACAAUGGGUUAAACUUAGGAUGCGCAGCAAGGAUAAAUCAAUGUUGAAAUCACAAGCAAUGCCAGUAGGGCGUAUACGCAAUAAAUUCCCAAGCAAUUGUCACUAGUGCGUAUACGCAAUAUCUUAAAUGGUUUAGCCUCAGAACGCACACUCACUACCAUAUUGAUAUGCAGAUUUUAGAGCAUUAAACAAAAUGUUGUAGGCGAUUUGAGAUAUUUGGGAUCUCUGGUGGUAGAAAGUGAGCGCGAUGAGUAGUAUUGUAGGCAAAACACGUAACAGUAGAUGAAUUCAUGUUUAUCCCCCCACUCACUCACAUACAGCCGCAAAAUCUACGAAAAUAUCAAGUUUGAUAAAUGUUGAAAACGGUCGCAAUCAAGAAACUGGACAACAUUUUAUAUAUUUAUAUAUAGCAACUGACUGAGGAGAAUCAGCAAAACGGGUUGUGAACCAACCGCACUACGAGGUAUGCCGCCAAACUAACGAUCAACCAAAUAGAGAGCAGUAUACCAAUUAUGCAUAACCGAACACAGCGAGUUCUAUCAAAGAUAUUUACAAUGAUAAUUAAUCGGCGUUCCGCAGCAUAAUGGAUAUAUUUCAGCAACUACAAGUUAGAAAACGAAGCAGAAUGGAUGAAGAAAUGAGAGGAGUUGAGAAGAAUAGGGAUUGGAGAAGUCAUUAACCCCACCAGAAAUCGAGGAACCGCAAAAGUUAUUACACAACACUGUACUACAAAGUAGACGGUUUACACAGCCUAGCACCUAAGGAUAUAUACUCACAUACAUGCAUAUGUAGAAGUUCAAUCCGAAUUGCAGAGAACCCCCUUUUUUACGCCCCCAAAACCCCAUCCGCACCCAAAUGGAUUGUUUGUUUGAGCCCCUUGUUGAGGGCCCUGAUUUUUUAGCAUAGCAUUUAACCGAAUUUGUUAACUUGACUUGAAUGCGAAUAGGUUUUUAUGUGAUACUUUUGUGCUUGUUCCCCCAUAUUGCCCGAAAAAAGCCCCCACUUCAGUAUUAUGAAAGCUCAAAGGAAACCAAAUUGUAGAUGGACAAUUCAAGAGAUUGCGAAUAAUUCCAAUAAAAUCACUUACUGUAAAACGCACAAAUCUAUUUAAGGUGGUAUAUAAAUAUGUCUGUGUUUUUUUUGUCUACCAUAAUGGUAUAAGAUACGUAUAGAUAUAGACUCCUCUCACACAUACAUACGAUGCGAUCUAUGUUUUCAAUGCCAAAGAGUUCAUUACGUUGCCUAUGUUGUAAUUGCUUUCUAGUUGAGUUCGAGUUUUUUGAAUCUACUGACUCAUCCAUUGUAUAUUCAAAGUUAUAUGAAUGCCAAAAUCGAAAUCGAAAUCAAAACCAAAAAUCUUAAGGAAAAACAAACAAAGAAACAAAAAAUAUAAAUAUAUAUAUACAUAUAUAUUAAAUUAGUUAUUUCAAUUUUUAUACUCGUACUAAAUUUUUAACUAGAAUUAACUGUAACUUUGUAUGCAUUUUCUUACAUGUAUUUAUUGUACGCCGACUCGCAACACUGCUCGAAAAACGCACGUUAAGCGAAAAUCAAAAUUGAAAAUUGUAUUGUAUUUACAGGCGAUUGUAUUAGAAUUUAUUGACACUAAGUAGUUAUGAUGAGCGAUCGAACUCAUUAGAGGAACUCCUAAUCCACGUAGAAUCGAAGGACAUUUUAUGCGAAAUUAAUAAAACUCAAAGAAAAUCGGAGACAACAAAAUAAAAAAAAAAAAACUGAAAUAUUCAAGUUAUACCCGACAACCACUAUUUGUUCUUAUCAUUCAAGAAGAAAAAUCAAAAUAAACGUAAUAAUCGUAAUUGUGGGACUCACUUUUAAAUUCAACUAAGAAAAGAACUUUCCUCGACUAUUUCUGAACUUUUUAACCUAGUUUUUAACAAUUUAAUGCUUUAAAUUCUUGUAUAUUUUACAAACACAACCACAAUUACUCCUUUCGCUAUUCUGUUUCCAAUUUCUGUGGUUGUUUUUCAAGCAAUAAACUUCAUUUGAACUGUAUCUUUGAAUUCAUAUGACAAGUAAAAUAUAAUUAUGGUUACGCAUGGUUGCAUUGUUCAAAUAUUCCCUAGGAGUAUUUGCUUUAUUCGAAUAGUAAGUAAUUGCAAUUCCAUAUUCCACACUGUUCCAUUUUCUAGCCUGUUCCGAAUAUCCUAGAAUCCACUUUCAAUUUCAUUUCGAACCUUUUUUCAAAAAAUACUCAACCAAUACAACUUGACUAAGCCUAGGAAAAGCAAUUUGUAUUAAGUGUUACAAGUAUAUUUAUACGUAUUUACAAUAAUGGCUAUGAUGAUAAAGUUAAAACACAAUGUAAAACUAGUCGUGAAUGUUCUGUAUUCCCCAAGCAUAAAUACACCACCAAGUCCUGUACACCCGAAUGAAAACUAUAUUGACUAUAAAAGAGCAGUAAAUAUGCAAUAAAUAUGAAUAAUAAAUUGAAACGUAAUUCGAUUACUAUGGAAAA